Oncorhynchus masou masou (cherry salmon) is the source of this 4890-nucleotide messenger RNA. Its product is annotated as netrin-1-like. Bases 344 to 2146 code for a protein of 600 amino acids. NCBI's taxonomy places the organism in Eukaryota, Metazoa, Chordata, Actinopteri, Salmoniformes, Salmonidae. The record is from RefSeq and is a predicted model, not a curated record. Gene Ontology annotation, biological process: animal organ morphogenesis; tissue development. Gene Ontology annotation, molecular function: protein binding. The transcript has 7 exons.
ACCUCAAGCUCUGCUGGAUAACAGGGUCUCACUUCUCUGUUCAAACAGUGAGAGCGUCAGAAAGGGAAUGGGACAGACAAGAGACAGAGGUAGACAGAGGUGUGACUGAGUGGAAGACAGAGUCAGGGAAGCUAAUAGCGAGCUGGUCCUUCCAAUUUAUGUCUAGAAACCCAGAAAGGGCAAACUAGCGGUAGAUUUUCGUGCGUAAAAAAGAGAGUAGGCUGCCCUCUAUAUUCUUAAAUUUUACAACACUUCUCUUCCAGGCUGAACAGUUAUUCGGAGGUAGUGUCCUCUGUGGAGUUUUCUUUGUCUCCGCAAGUGACACUAAAGAGCACGGAUUACAAUGAUAAGGAUUUUAGAGGUUUGGGUCACCUCGGUAGCCAUUUCUCUGCUGGUUAAGGGGUCUCUUGGAGGUUAUGGGAUGAGUAUGUUUGCUGCCCAGUCGUCCCCUCCAGACCCAUGCUAUGAUGAGAACGGCAACCCCCGGAGGUGCAUCCCCGAUUUCGUGAACUCUGCUUUCGGGAAGGACGUGCGCGUCUCCAGCACCUGUGGAACCCCGGCCUCAAGGUACUGCGCGGUGACCGAGAAGGGUGAGGAGAGGACUAGGGAUUGCCACACCUGCGAUUCAGGGGACCCAAAGAAAACUCAUCCACCUGCGUAUUUAACUGAUUUGAACAACCCUCAUAACCUCACCUGCUGGCAGUCAGAAAACUAUGUCCAGUAUCCUCAGAACGUCACGUUCACUUUGUCAUUGGGUAAAAAAUUUGAGGUCACCUAUGUGAGCUUGCAGUUCUGUUCACCCCGACCCGAAUCUAUGGCUAUCUUUAAGUCCAUGGACUAUGGCAAAUCCUGGGUUCCUUUCCAAUUCUACUCUACCCAGUGUAAGAAGAUGUAUAACAAGCAGAAUAAGGCGGCAAUUACCAAGCAGAAUGAACAAGAGGCGAUUUGCACAGAUUCUCACACGGACAUGCACCCGCUGACAGGUGGGCUCAUUGCGUUCAGCACCUUGGAUGGCAGACCCUCGGCGCACGACUUCGACAACUCUCCCGUGCUGCAGGACUGGGUGACAGCCACCGACAUCAAGGUUACGUUCAGCCGACUGCACACGUUUGGGGAUGAGAACGAGGACGACUCGGAGCUGGCUAGAGAUUCCUACUUUUACGCGGUAUCAGACCUGCAGGUUGGCGGGCGGUGCAAGUGCAGCGGUCACGCUUCAAAGUGCGUUAAAGAAAGGGAAGGAAACCUGGUAUGCGAGUGCAAGCACAACACCGCGGGACCGGAGUGUGACAGGUGCAAACCUUUCCAUUAUGACCGUCCUUGGCAGCGCGCAACCGCAAGAGAGGCAAACGAAUGUGUUGCCUGCCACUGUAACCUGCACGCCCGGCGCUGUCGUUUCAACAUGGAGCUGUACAAGCUGUCUGGGCGGAGGAGUGGCGGAGUCUGUCUCAACUGCCGCCACAACACGGCCGGACGCCACUGCCACUACUGCAAGGAGGGCUUCUUCCGGGACAUGUCCAAGGCCAUCUCCCACAGGAGGGCCUGCAAAGCGUGUGAUUGUCAUCCAGUUGGCGCAGCCGGCAAGACCUGCAACCAAACCACCGGCCAGUGUCCCUGCAAGGACGGCGUGACCGGCAUCACCUGCAACCGCUGUGCCAAGGGCUACCAGCAGAGCCGCUCUCCUAUCGCCCCCUGCAUAAAGAUUCCAGUUGCAUCACCCACCUCCACCUAUACCAGCUCUGAAGAGCCCUUUGACUGUGAUUCUCACUGCAAGGCAUCCAAGGGCAAACUGAAGAUCAACAUGAAGAAGUACUGCAAGAAAGACUAUGCUGUCCAAGUGCACGUCCUCAAAGGAGACAAGGCAGGAGAGUGGUGGAAGUUUACCGUGAACAUCAUCUCCGUCUACAAGCAAGGUGAACAACGCAUCCGGCGUGGUGACCAGCUCCUGUGGGUGCGUGCCAAGGACGUGGCCUGCAAGUGCCCCAAGAUCAAGCUUGGCAGGAAGUACCUGCUGCUGGGCACGGAUGACAACUCCCCCGGGCAGACUGGCGUGGUGGCGGACAAGGGCAGCCUGCUCAUCCCCUGGAAGGACCUGUGGGGCCGGAGACUGAGGAAGUUCCAACAGCGUGACAAGAGGGGCAAGUGUUAAGAGGAGCCAGAGAGGAGAGAAAGAGAGGGGGCUCACCUCGAGUCUGAGGAACACAGGAGGAGGAGAAAGAAAGAGGAAACACCAGAGGGAGAGAGGAAAGAGGGAGAGGUGAAGUGAACAGAGAGAGAGAGAGAGAGAGAGAGAGAGGGGGCUCACCUCGAGUCUGAGGAACACAGGAGGAGGAGAAAGAGGAAACACCAGAGGGAGAGAGGAGAGAAAGAGAGGGGGCUCACCUCGAGUCUGAGGAACACAGGAGGAGGAGAAAGAGGAAACACCAGAGGGAGAGAGGAGAGAAAGAGAGGGGGCUCACCUCGAGUCUGAGGAACACAGGAGGAGGAGAAAGAAAGAGGAAACACCAGAGGGAGAGGUGAAGUGAACAGAGAGAGAGAGAGAGAGGGGGGGCUCACCUCGAGUCUGAGGAACACAGGAGGAGGAGAAAGAAAGAGGAAACACCCGAGGGAGAGAGGAAAGAGGGAGAGGUGAAGUGAACAGAGAGAGAGAGAGAGAGAGAGGAAGUGACUGAGUGCUGCUGCUUUGAGUGGAAGAAAAAAGAGAAUAUUAGUUUUAGAAACGUUCGUGUGAAGGAGCUCUUUUUACAGUUGCUGUUCUGUUUGUCCUUCAAGGUUUGUUUCAUUGUGGAAUUGCAGAGUUUGCACCUAAUAUUUCAGAUAAGUUACUUAUUUUUUGUUUUAUUCAUGAUACCAUUAUUUUUAUAUUUCCAGUUCAUUGCUACAGAACAUCAGAAAAAAAUCUACUGUAUCACAUUUCUGUGUUAAAAAAUAAAUAAAUAUAUAUAUAUACAUAUAUAUAUGUAUAUAUAUAUAUAUUGUUUAAAGUUUUUUCUAGCAAGCUGAGGUGGCACGGCAUGGCUUAAGGGGAAUCUCUCUCAUGUUUAAUGAGAGGCUCCUGCUUGCCAGGCCUUGUCAAGAUAAACUGUGUAAACUGCUAAGAGUGUUAACACGUUAAAUUGAUCCUUUAAACUAGGUUUUACUGUGGUUUUGGAAUAUACUUGUAAAAAUGGGAGAGAAAAAACAGAAACAAAAACAAGCCAGCUAUUGCCAGUUACCUUUCUUCUUUAAGAGCUCCUCAUGUGGUUGUUACCUCAUUAUUACUGCUAACUAUACCAUCAAAAUGAAAGUACCAUGAAGAAGUUGCUCCUCAGAUACUAGCAUUGGGAAAGAGUCUAUUAAAUGAUACAUUUCCUUGCCAUCCUGACAGUGUGGUUGUGACCUCAGCAAAAUAAAAGUACCAGUAGGCAUGAUAAAAAUAUUUUUGUAUUUAGACAGCACUCUGUUCUCAACUAGAAGAACUAAAAUAGAUGAGUUGACCAUGCACUUAAUGUUUAGUCAUUUAGUAUUCAACAGUAUUCAGAACAUAUAAGAUAUGUUCAGUGUUUAAUGGCACCUUGCAGGAUACAAACUAACAUACUGUAUGGUUCCAGAAAAAUCAAAGAACUAAUGUAUGUCCAUUCAUGAUUGUUCAAACUGAGAUCACACAUUUCACUGAUGAUGUGCUGCCUUUGGCCUUUGGUCCUGGAACCUAAUGUCCACUGUCUCUGUGUCAUUGAUUGAUGCAUUUGGUUUGCUAUCCUGUUCACGUUUGUUAAAAUACGAAGUACUGCUAGAACAUCCCUCUGAGCAUUGACCUGUUUCUGCUGGUAAAGGACUGAUCAUGGGGGGGAUUCUGAUGUCUUCAACAGUGAAUCACCUCAUUUAGUUUGAUAAGACCUAUCAAAAUGAACCUACGUUUUGUUAAAAUAAUAGAUGCAUGCUGACUACUCAGCUGACUAAGCUAACCAAAUUGUGGAUGGCAGUAUGUACAGUAUGUAUAUACUUGUAUAAAGAUACAAGCAUUAUGUUGUAAAAGAAAACCUGUGGGGUGAUGAAAUAUCACAGGAGUCAAGCUGUGUGAUCAACACACUGUGUCAGCAUCUGAUUCUCACUUCAAACCUUGCAGACAUUCCAUUUUUACUUGGUACUCAACAAAAGGGGUGACCGGCUGUUUAAAUGUUAUAUAGCUGUAUGGUUUGUUACUAUUUGUUGUUACACAUUUACUAGAUGUAUGUCCAUGUGUUAUUAACCAGAGUUUUAAAUACCAUAGGCUUAAUAAAUGGGUAGACAAAUGAAUGAGAAAGAGGCAGAUUUCUCUUGUUUACAAGUUAUGCAUACCCAGGAGUGUAUUCCAGCAGAGAGAGGCGUAUCUACAACCUGUAAUAAACAGUCCCAAAAAUAUUUGGGAAAUGCAUAACACACAAAAAUGCAAGCAGAUGCACACCUGCUCACACACAUACACACCUUUUUUAAAAACAUAUUUGUAUUGACAUUUUUAUUGCAAUCCAUUUCAAAUGUUCUUGUGCCAGUGCAUCCAUCUCUGGAUCUACACAUAUCAAAGCUGUCAGUGUGUAAAGUUAGACCAGUUUUCCACACAUUUGGAGAAUGGUACUCAGUCAUGACCAGAUAUCUGCUACAAAAAUAUAUCUGAAUGUUGCUUGUGUUCAUACUUGGGCUUGUAAAUGUUGUUUAGCUUUGUCCAUUGCAAAAGUUUGUGUAAUGUCCUGUAAUGCGUACUAAUAUAUUAUGUUUAUCACAAAUGAAUAUAUUUAAUGACACAUGAAACAAUGUGGCUUUUGUUUUGCCUGUUUUUAUUUUUGGUCACUCUUUGCUUUGGAUAAUAGACGGCUGUAAUGACAAAGUAAAAGACUGUAGCUAUUGAACAGCCUAGUAAAUCUGAAAUAAAGCUCUGUA